Molecule: messenger RNA, 2819 nt
Organism: Daphnia pulex (common water flea)
Lineage: Eukaryota; Metazoa; Arthropoda; Branchiopoda; Diplostraca; Daphniidae
Product: neurotrimin-like
Exons: 12
Coding region: 1201-2679 (492 amino acids)
Cellular component (GO): neuron projection
Source: RefSeq, a predicted model, not a curated record
UGCUGGGCGGUGGGGUAGGUGGGUGGAAAACGGGAGGCGGCGGAUAGAUCCCUUUGAUCCCUGACAAUGCCUUUUGCCAGUUUAUCGCACAUGGCUUGAUAGCAUGAACGUAAGUCACUAUGUCUAGCUUGGAGACCCGCUGUAAAAUAGCAGCUCGUCGCUCUCCGCUUCUUGAUGUUUCGACAGUCGAGCGGCAAGCAGCUCAGCUAUAUAGGCGACGGCAGUCCUGCGGGACAGACUUGGACUGUCACCAUCAUCUUCCACCCGCCCACCCUUUAAAGCCCUGUCAACCGUGUAGAUCGAAGAAGCGGCGUGAAAGAAAUUUAACAGCAAGGAGAGAAGAAGAAGAAAAAAGGAUACAAGACAUGUUGUAAUACGCAACAUAUUUGACUCUUCAUCAAAGCGAUCCUGACAUAAAAGAGAGAGAUAGAUAGAGAGAGAGAGAAACCCGGAUCGUACUGUAUUGGCUAUUAAAAAGGAAUAUUCGUCCUGGCUCCUAGAUACUAUAGAUACUAUUGUAUAUAUGUUUGUUAUUCCAUGCGGAUCAAUCGGCACCCCCCUCCGAUUCAAAGGUCGCCAUCGUAUAAUGAGCUACGGCCAGUAGCAGCACGCAUAAAUACGGUGGGUGUAUGUGUUGUUCGACUGGUCUUAUUCUAUUGCGACUGAAUAAUACAAACGCAGCUCCCAUUCACUCAGAGACACACACACAACGGGUUGCGAGAUGAAGACCGGCUCUGGCCUUGCAGUUUCAUUUGUAUUGAAGACACGGAAUCGGGACUACACUAGCAAAAUCGUACACACACACACACACUAUUAUAUUAUAGUGUGUACUGCUGCUGUUCUGUGCAGCCCAGCCCGGAGCGCAUGUCUCAUUUGAUAUUAAGAUAUAAGGAGCCGGGAAUACAAGAGAGAGAAAAGAUAUAGGGAUGGAGAGAGAAGAGGAGAGAGUCAAAGAGCAAAUGCAGUUGGGCUAGCGGGCGAAAUGACGACGUGAAUCAGCACAUCCUCCCACCCACCCAUUGCAACCCUCCCACCGUCUCCUCUCUCUUCCAUUCCGGAAAUAGGUGGUGGUGGUGGUGGUGGUGGCUGGGACUGUAUCCUCCUUCAGGAUCAUCUCCAGCAGUCGUCCAUCGACCUACCGUCAAGACACACUCACUCGCAAACAGCUCCAGCACGUAACUCUCGCAGAGAAGAAAAACGAUGGCCGUCGUCCUGCUGGCAAUCAUUCUCAAUCUCUUGACCGCCGUCACUGCCGAUGGACAAUCAUAUUCCGGAUCGUCCAUGUUCGUGGGGCAAAUGCCAAAUGUGACGGUGUCGACUGGGCGUGAGGCGGUGUUCACUUGCGUCAUCGACAAUGUGGACAAGUUCAAGGUCGCCUUCCUUCGGGUGGAUACACAAACCAUUUUGGCAAUUGACGAGACGGUCAUCACACGAUCCGCCCGGGUCACGGUCCGUCAUUCCAUCGACAAGGACGAGAGUCUCAGCAGCGGCCAGCGCAAAACGUGGCAAUUAAGUCUGAAGGAAGUGACGCCUGCCGACGCCGGCGGUUACAUGUGCCAAUUGAAUAAUUUCGAGCCCAUGGUCAGCCAAGUGGCUUAUCUCCACGUCACAGUCCCGCCGGACAUUCUGGUGAACGAGAGCAGCAGUGACAUGACGAUGAAGGAAGGCGACAACACGACGCUACGAUGCAGUGCCAUUGGAUAUCCUCAGCCGAAUGUUACCUGGCGUCGAGAAGACUAUCAACCCAUCAACAUCAAUCAAAGUGCCGGAGUGGUGGAAGGAUCGGUUUUGAAUUUAGUCAACGUUCACCGCCAACAGAUGGCUGCCUAUCUCUGCAUCGCUUCCAAUGGAAUUCCGCCUCCUGUUAGCAAGCGGAUCCUCCUCAGAAUCGAAUUUGCUCCGGCUGUCACGUCACACCAAGUUCAAGUCUUCCAGCGGCUGGGCGAUGCACUGAAACUUCAUUGCCAGUGUCAGAGUUGGCCACAAGGAUAUACUUCAUGGACUUUCGAAUCGAAUCGGCUUCCUCCAGAGAGAGCGGUCAUCGAUUAUCGACCGCAAGCAGUCGGACUCGUCGUCACGGACAUGUACCUGACCAUUGCCGAAAUGCUACCGCAAGAUAAAGGUAAUUACACCUGCCAUUGCUCCAACAUUCACGGGACGGCCAAUUGGAGCAUAUCUGUCGAAGGCAUCGCCUUGGAUCCGGUUCAGCAGAGAAGAAUGGCCCACUCGUCGUGGAGUGGCGAACAUGAAGAGGAACAAGACGAGCAAGAAGAUGAAGAAAUGGAAGGAAUUGAAGAUGAAGAAGAAGAAGAAGAAUUUUCUCAUCCAGCAACAACGACGACGACGGCAUUAUCUCGGCGACAAACGGAACGAGUCCAGCUCGAAAGAGUGUCAACAACGGAGGCAACGACCAGGAAAACUAUCGAGGCUAAUCACCAGUGGACACAAGAGCCGACGAAGAGGAACAACAACGGAGCGUUCCCGCAACAACAAGAGGAGUCUGAGCAACAACAACAACAGCACAAGAAGAAAAAGGCCAGCAGUGGAGUGCCGACAUCUUUGACGUCAAAGGCUUCAGCAGCUUCACAAGGCAUUAGCAGCAUGAGCAGCAGUCAUCAUCUAUUCCUCUUGUUGUUCUUCAUUUCGAUCCUGAUCGAUAAUCACCCUCCGGCGACAUGAUGAUGAUGAUCCUUCCACCUAUUUAAAAAAAAAUAAGAAGAAAAAAGAUGAGCUCCCCCCCUUUUCACCGAUGAUUAUUAUUCCUGUUGUUUGCCUGUAAAUAGUCAAGGAUGGCGAUUGAUUAAAAUAAUUGAACCGGA